AGCCAUUGCAAAAGGCCACGUCGCUAUCAGAGCUCCACUUCAUCUUGGACGACCUGAGUUUUGUCCUUCAUCCCAAUUCACCUUCCAAGCUUGGUUGUUGGGAACAAUCAGUGGAUUUUUGGCAGCAACAGUACUCUUUCUGUUCUGGCUUUUUCAGCUCGACGACUAAUGGCUUUGCCGACUGUACUUGACCUCGCGUCCAACCAGACAUCGCUGCGGGUGCAAUUCUCACAGGAGCCCGAACACGCUCCGCCCAUACUGGAUCAGAUCCUUCCCUUUUUAGGAUGUGCAGGAACCAAUUGCGAAAUCAACGACUACGUCCUGCCGAUGGCCACUCAUCCAUACUUCACGCUGGCUCCAAGCAUUGAAUCGGUCUUGAGCCGUUGGACCCCAUGGGACACUGACUUGUCCACGGACUACCGAUAUCAUCUCUUGGUGACCAAUGUGGAGCUAUACGGACGUAUGGUCGAACAUUCAGCUCGACAUGGACAUUCCAUCGUGCUUUCUGCAUCCGCUGACCCAGCCCACAACUCAGUUGUACACGUUGAGAUCCACCUCCUCAACCAGACCGAGGUGGUCGAGCUUUUGGCCAGGUUAUAUCGCGAAAUGCGCAACAACAAAACAGAGAUCGAAACUCUGCGACGUGAGCUCAACGAGCUACGCAAUCGUUUUGGAACAGCCCUCGAGAACCUUGCUGCCUAGCGAGAAGAGCUCGCGCCUUUGUUGGGGCUGACGCAGCCGCAUCCCAAUGUGCCACCUGCAGACGACGGCCCUGCAUAGGCUUCAGUUUUGGACAUUUGCCUUCUUUCUCCAUUUACCUUAUUUAGAGAGCUUUUGCGCCGUGCGCGCUCCACCACAACAUGCAC
Cladocopium goreaui is the source of this 866-nucleotide messenger RNA. The record is from the annotation of a GenBank genome assembly. NCBI's taxonomy places the organism in Eukaryota, Dinophyceae, Suessiales, Symbiodiniaceae.